Molecule: messenger RNA, 478 nt
Organism: Acaulospora morrowiae
Lineage: Eukaryota; Fungi; Glomeromycota; Glomeromycetes; Diversisporales; Acaulosporaceae
Source: the annotation of a GenBank genome assembly
AACAGAAGCAAAAGAUUUACCGGUUCAGUGGGAAUGGAGAGCAAAUCCGGAUCAAUGGAUUCCUUACGAUUUGGCAUCAUCAUCUGAGCUAGAAGAAGCAUUUCAACAAAAAAAAGCAACGAUCAUUCCUAGACAGGGUUACUUUGCCUCAAUACCUGAUCGAUAUGAGAUUCGGUUUAACUAUGUCACGGGACGUUUCCAACAGUAUAAUAUUUCGAGUGGUGGUAUGAGGAGAGUUAGAAGGAUUGCAAGCGACGAUAAUUCGAUUCUUCAGCCCGUUUCAUUUGAAACUGUUACAUCUGAAGAUUGUUGUAUUAUAUGCCUCGAUUCUUUUCAAGAUCCGGAUACCACGACUUCGGAUCAAUGUGUCGUUAAGCUACCUCCUUGUCAUGGACAUUAUUUUCACCGAGCAUGUGUCGCAGCCGCCAUUAAAUUGAAAGAUGAAUGUCCAAUGUGUAAAAGAAGGAUUGAUUAUUAA